AUGGAUCAAACCCUAAAGCAAAUUCUUGCUCAACAACAAGAAACAUUGCAGCGGCAGCAAAUUCAAAUGGAACAACAGCAAAGGCUAAUGGAACACUUAGUAUCAAUGUCUAGAAGUGCUUCAGCCACAUCAGAUGCUCCGUCAACAAGCUCUGAUACCGUAAUGGGUAUGUUGUCCAAAAAUAUAAAGGAAUUUGCCUAUAAUGCUGAUUCUAACCAAACUUUUGAGGCUUGGUACUCUCGUUAUGAACAUCUUUUCGGUGAAGAUGCCGACAAAUUAGAUGAUGCCGAAAAAGUGAGGUUAGUUUUGCGAAAAUUAGAACCUGAUGUUUUCGACAAGUAUGCCGACUAUAUUUUGCCUAAAGUGCCUCGUGAUUUGGAUUUCAGAGAGACAGUUUCUACAUUGAAAACUAUUUUUGGAAGAAAAGAGUCUCUUUUUAGUGCACGAAUAAAUUGUCUUCAAUUUACUAAAAGUUGUGGUAUCGACUUUGUUACAUAUGGUGCUAUGGUAAAUCGUAAUUGCGAUAAUUUUGAGUUUGGCAAACUAAAGGAAAACCAUUUUAAGUGUCUGAUGUUUCUUCGUGGCUUGCAAAGCGCAGAAGACACCGAUAUCAGAGCGCGCCUUUUGAACCUUUUGGAGGGAGACACAGAGGGAGCAUACACAAUUGACAAAAUGGUUACCGAAGUACAUAGGGUACUAAGUCUAAAAAAAGAUGCCGCCAUUGUUGAACAAAAAGUACAUGCCGUAAAAUCAAAAGAGCACAAAGGUAAAUUAAGAGAAAAGCACAAUCCAAGUGAAAAACCGAAAAGGCCUUGUUGGCAGUGUGGCGCGAUGCACUUCGUUAAAAAUUGCACAUACACUAAGCACUUGUGUGAACAAUGCGGAGUAAUCGGCCACAAAGAGGGAUAUUGUUCAAGUUUCUCUUCACAACGCACACAACAAAACGACAAGAAAUAUAAAAAAAAUAAUGCAAAAUUUAAAGCGAAUUUACAUGCCGUAAACAGCGUCGCUGCAAACAGAAAACACAUCAACGUUAAAAUUAACGGCGUAAAACAACGUUUGCAGUUUGAUACUGGCGCAGACAUCACAAUAAUAUCAAAAACUAUGUGGUCGAAAAUAAACAAACCUAACCUCACACAACCAUCUCAAACACCAAGAGACGCAUCAGGUAAUGUUCUCAAGCUAAUUGGACAGUGUAAAGCAGAGGUAAUGUUUAAAGAAAAGCUAAUAAUAGCAACACUUUUCGUGACAAGCCUCAACCAUUUGAAUAUUAUGGGUGCAGAUGUAAUGGACCAACUUGGUAUUUGGAGUUAUCCAAUCGAAUCAAUUUGCAACAACAUCAGUGUUUCGGAAGUGCAGGAAAUCAAAAAUAAAUUUCCGAAAGUUUUCGCCAUGCAGCCCGGACAUUGUUCUACUUUCAAAGUAAAUUUAAAAGUGAAGGUCGAUGCCAAACCAGUAUUUAAACCAAAACGACCGGUGGCUUAUGCAGCAGUCCAACAAGUAGAUGAUGAACUUCAACGACUGGAACAGGCCAAUAUCAUUACACCUGUAAAUUACUCCAGAUGGGCUGCACCUAUUGUUGUUGUUAAAAGGGCUAACGGGAAAGUUCGAUUAUGCGGUGAUUAUUCUACCGGUUUAAACGAAUGCAUGGAAAUACACACCUAUCCACUUCCAUUGCCUGAUGAUAUUUUUGUUAACUUCAACAACUGCAAAAUCUUCACAAGGAUAGAUUUAACUGACGCAUACAUGCAAAUUGAGGUAGACGAUUCUACAAAAGAGAUGCUCACCAUCAAUACACACAGAGGUCUUUUUACAUUCAACCGACUUGCACCUGGGGUCAAGUCCGCUCCUGGCGCGUUUCAACAGGCAAUUGAUACAAUUCUAUCUGGUGUUCAAUAUGCCUAUCCGUAUCUCGAUGACGUCAUCAUAGCAACGCCGUCAAUGGAACAAAAUAAAAAAGCAGUCUAUGAAGUGUUUUCACGUUUUGAAAGGUAUAAUUUGACUGUAAAUUUUGAUAAAUGUAGUUUUUUUUCUCGUAGCUGCACCUACCUUGGAUAUAAAGUCGAUGGGACCGGCAUCAAACCUGAUCCAGGUAAAAUUUCAUCCAUUUUAAAAAUGCCAGCUCCAACAAAUAUCACAGAGCUGCGGUCAUUUUUGGGUGCAGUGAACUACUAUGGCAAAUUUAUUCGCAAAAUGCGACAGUUAAGAGCACCAUUAGACGAACUUUUAAAACGUGAUUCUGAAUGGAAAUGGACUAAGCCUUGUGAUGAAGCUUUUCAACAGUUUAAGGAGAUUUUGUCUUCUGACCUUAUGCUUACACACUACAAUCCAAGUCUUCCAAUUAAGGUGGCUGCAGAUGCCUCCAAUGUGGGCAUUGGUGCUUACAUUUGCCACGAAUUCCCUGAUGGUACUGAGAAAGCUGUAUACCACGUUGCGAGGUCAUUGACACCGGCAGAGCGCAACUAUUCACAAAUUGAAAAAGAAGGUUUGGCACUCGUAUUUGCAGUAAAAAAAUUCCAUAAAAUGCUGUAUGGCCGUCGUUUUAAGCUGGAAACCGAUCAUAAGCCUCUAUUGGCUAUUUUUGGCAGUAAGAAAGGUAUAGCAACACACACAGCUAGCCGGUUACAGCGCUGGGCUUUAACUUUAAUGUCAUAUGAUUUUGAUUUAAGUUACGUCCCCACACAACAAUUUGGUUGCGCAGAUGUUUUGUCGCGACUCAUAAACAAUAAACAAAAACUCGAAGAAGACGUAAUAAUUGCUUGUGCAACACUGGAAGCAGAAGUGAAAUAUUUGGUUCAAAAUAACAUCGAUGUUUUACCCAUAACAUACAAUAUGGUACGCUCAGCCACUCAAAAAGAUGAAACAAUACAAAACGUAAUAAAAUACAUCAAAAGUUCUUGGCCGCACGCAAAGUCUGAAGAAGAGAUGCUAUUUUUUUUCCGUAAAGAUGGAUUAUGCGUUAUUGAUGAUUGUCUUCUCUAUCAACAUAGAAUUGUGGUUCCAAAAAGUCUACGCCAACGUGUACUUAAUCAGUUACACAAAGGUCACCAAGGUAUAGUUCGUACGAAAGCUCUAGCCCGAAGCUAUGUCUAUUGGCCAAACAUAGACAAAGAUGUGGAAAUGUUAGUACGUCAAUGCACAGCCUGUGCAUCCACAGCAAAAGCUCCACCAAGAGCAAAUCUUCAUCCCUGGCCUACUGCACAAAGGCCAAUGCAACGUAUACACAUUGAUCUGGCAGGUCCUGUGGAGCAGAAGACGUAUUUAUUGGUGGUGGAUUCGUUUUCCAAAUGGCCGGAAGUUUACCCUCUGAAAUCGAUGACGUCAGCAGCAGUUAUCGAUUGUCUUAACGAUUUUUUCUCACAUUUCGGAUGGCCUGAAACAUUGGUGAGUGACAAUGGAACACAAUUUACCUCACAAGAAUUUUUGGAUUUCUGCAGGGUACGUGGUAUUGAACACUUACGUACUGCUCCAUUCCACCCACAAUCUAAUGGACAAGUGGAACGUUUUGUGGACACUUUUAAGCGGGCGCUUAAGAAACAAAGUUCAUCAAAUUUAAUUAAUGGAAUCCGUGAUUUUUUACACGCCUAUCGUGCUACAAACAACGAUAAUGCAUUCCAAAGCAAAUCACCAUCGGAACUUUUUUUGGGGAGGAAGGUAAGAAUCAACAUGGAUUUGAUUCUAAAACCAAAACAAGUUUCUAGUCAUUACAAUGACAAAAUGGCAUUGCAAUAUAAUCGUAAAUACAAUGCUAAAGAUCGCCAAUUUAACGUUGGAAGUGAAGUUUAUGCCAAAGUAUACAAACUGAAUAAAUACUUUUGGGCUCCUGGAAUUAUUAAAAAUCGUAUUGGAAACGUUAAUUAUGAAGUGGAGAUUGUUACCUUCCCAUAUUUUAAAUCGAUGAAGUUGCACGCAAAUCAAUUGCGUUUACGUCACAGCAAUUCAACAAGUAUUAAUUCGUUUUUAGAUGUUUUUGAUCUCAGUGCACCCAAUAAAAAUACAUCAAGCUCGAAUAGUGAACGUACACCUACUUCAGAAAAUAUAACCCUGGCCCCUGGUCGUUACUCUGCUUCACCAGUUACAACAUCUGAGCAACGCCCUUCAUCAGCAAUGACACAGGAUAUGACAGCAUAUGUGCCACAAGCAACUGAAGAAGUAAACAAUCAGGAAAUAGUUCUUCCUGAACAUUCUGACCAAGCACUUCGUCGAUCGCAUCGCAAUAGACGGGAGCCGAAUUGGUUUAGAGAUUUUACAACUUAA
This is a messenger RNA of Lucilia sericata (common green bottle fly), 4257 nucleotides long. RefSeq lists its product as uncharacterized. The transcript has a single exon. Gene Ontology annotation, molecular function: nucleic acid binding; aspartic-type endopeptidase activity. NCBI's taxonomy places the organism in Eukaryota, Metazoa, Arthropoda, Insecta, Diptera, Calliphoridae. Bases 1 to 4257 code for a protein of 1418 amino acids. The record is from RefSeq and is a predicted model, not a curated record. Gene Ontology annotation, biological process: DNA integration; proteolysis.